Messenger RNA from Suillus discolor, 1482 nucleotides. RefSeq lists its product as uncharacterized. The coding region runs from base 1 to 1482 and encodes 493 amino acids. Lineage: Eukaryota; Fungi; Basidiomycota; Agaricomycetes; Boletales; Suillaceae. The transcript is spliced from 6 exons. The record is from RefSeq and is a predicted model, not a curated record.
AUGUUCCGCGUCGCCUUCCUUGGAACUGGAAGCCAUGGUUUUGGAUCGCACGCGGAUCCGAUCGCACUGGCUCUGUCAUGUCUAUCGGAGGCCGGUCGAGACAUAUUCGCGCUCUAUGCCAUAUACUGUUUCCUCAACGAGCCAGGUGUAUUCAUAGGAUGCUUUCUCACAUUGACAGCAGCGGGCAUAUAUGUCUCCAGCAUAAGACAGACCACGGAGGAAGAUGUUGAAUCUGAAUGCGUGACUCGGGUAGGCAAACUCCACAGAUGGCCCGCUCUUAAGCUGAUACAAAAAAUCAAGCCUCGCUAUCCGGUUGUAUUUGUAUUUGCAGCGGUAUUGGUCGGAUAUAUGCUUUUUGUAUCGUUCACAAUGAUACAUGAGAAUGAAUGGACAACACACACCCCUGAACCGCAGUGGGGCUUCACCUCGGAGUUGGAGUCCAAGCCAGGCGAUUGUCACCGCCGGCCUUUACUGUUUCAUUCGCAUAGGAAAACACUGGAAAAUUACGACCGCUUCAAUAACAUCCUGCUAAUAGUCUUCUUCAGCCACGCUCGUUACGGCGCCAACCUAGAUUACCACCGAGAAGUAUAUUCUGAUUAUUUUCCAAAUAUUUUCUACAUUGGACCUGCCUCCCGCGAGGAUUCCGGCUUUGAUCACUCGUAUGAUGUCUUUGUGGACUCGUACCAUUCGGAUGAGGAUCUGACUGAUCCAUCAUAUUAUAAGAUGGCAGGACGCAUGGCUCAUCAUAUGCUGUAUACCGCUCUUCAGGAGCAAGACUGUUAUGAUGGGUACUUAUGGGUGCCGUUUGAUACUCUGCUGAAUAUUCCACGAUUGGAGAAGUUUGACCGGGAAUUCUUUUGGUAUCAUUCACCAUGGGGCCUGCCUGUAUUUAACCCUGCACAGGAUAAUAAUCUCAGCCUCGGCCUGCAUGCUCCCCCUGUCAACGUAUCGCCGGAUCCGUCUAUCAAUCUCACGGAAACAUGGAGGGGAUGGGGAUCUGACUGGUGUGAUCCACACGUGGGAGUCGGAGUCUGCAUGGAAGCUUUCUGGAAAGUGCCCGUGCACUUGAGAGAACGCCUCGCUGCAUUUACCAAUGGUGAAACGCGCCUUAUCGGAGGCUCCGCAGACACGAUGUACAUCCCAGGGCGGCACCGCAGGAUAUUUAUGGAAGUAUUGAGCCUGUUCCUUGAAACGACUUGCUUCCUUGAGAUUGCUGUACCUACAACACUGCACUUGGUCGCGCCUCGCCAUGAGCCGAUUCUCUUUGUGGACCAUUGGUGGAUAUAUCAGCCGCCGUUCAAUGCGUCUUUUGUGAGGCAAAAGUGGGAAGAGGGAUACGAGGUGGAUACGUUUCAUACUUUCCAUUGGGGUGAGCGCGAUGGAGAUAAUGUGUGGAGGGCCAACUACGAAAACGUUGUAGACAUUCGACGUCUGUUGAGGGAGUCGGCAGAGAGACAGCAAGUUGUUUUUCCUGUUAGGUGA